CUGGAGAGUGCAUGGUAGGAAGUGGCGUAGAUUCCGGAAGUGAUCCGGAAAUGGAGGAUGAAGUGUUUGACGCGGACGAAGGCGGGAAUGGAAAUAAUGAAUGGAGUAUAGUAGAAAAUCGAAAAAGAAAGAAAAGCUGGAGUAACGCAUCUGCAACUGACAGUGAAAAUGGAACACAUCUGACAAGAAGAAGGAAGGAAGAGUAUAAGAUCAGUAGGUGGCGGUAAUGCACCUUUUUCGCUGGUUUGCCAAACCGCCAUAAAACACCAGAAGAAGAAGAAGAAGGGUUCUUCGCUGGAGGUGACAUUCAUUGAAGGGCCGGUUUGUGAAGAGAAGCGGCGAAUAAACCUUCACAGUCACAGAAAUCAUGGCCCAGGCGGUACAGAAACUUGUGGCUAAAGUGCCAACGUUGGUCGGUGCCGCUGUGAACUACUCCAAGCCCCGGCUAGCCACAUUCUGGUAUUACGCCCGUGUGGAGCUGGUGCCUCCAACCCCUGCCGAGAUCCCCAAGGCCAUCAGCGGCGUCCAGGAUCUCCUCAAGGGCUUCCAGUCUGGACGGCUCGGUCAGACCACAGUAAGGGAUGCUCUGAGGAACGGACUCGUUGCCACAGAGGUUCUGAUGUGGUUCUACAUCGGCGAGAUCAUUGGGAAGAGAGGCCUUAUUGGCUAUGAUGUAUAAAUGUGGACUGUCCUGUUUGCUUGUUCUCUUUGCUGAGCUUUGUCUGUUUUCUUUAUCAGAUUCUUGGAAUCCAGGAACUAAAUAAAUAAAUAUUAUUAAAGAAA
Sinocyclocheilus rhinocerous is the source of this 783-nucleotide messenger RNA. RefSeq names its product ATP synthase subunit g, mitochondrial-like. The record is from RefSeq and is a predicted model, not a curated record. Gene Ontology annotation, molecular function: proton transmembrane transporter activity. Bases 368 to 679 code for a protein of 103 amino acids. NCBI's taxonomy places the organism in Eukaryota, Metazoa, Chordata, Actinopteri, Cypriniformes, Cyprinidae. The transcript is spliced from 4 exons. Gene Ontology annotation, biological process: proton motive force-driven ATP synthesis.